AUGUCGGUGGUUACCGGAGGUAGCGAACCGGGCCCCGCCACCGCCGCCGCCGCCGCCGGGGGAGGCACCGGCGGAGGGACCCGGGUUUUCUUUCAGAGCCCGCGCGGGGGAAGCGCCUCCCGGGAAGAUUCGGUCGCCCCCGCCGCCGUGGUCCAAGUCCAGCAGCAGCAGCGGCGCCACCAGCAGGGCAAAGUGACGGUCAAGUACGAUCGGAAAGAGCUGCGCAAAAGGCUAGUGCUGGAGGAGUGGAUCGUGGAGCAGCUCGGGCAGCUGUACGGCUGCGAGGAAGAAGAGAUGCCAGAUGUAGAAAUUGAUAUUGAUGAUCUUCUUGAUGCUGCUAAUGAAGAGGAAAGAGCCCUCAAAUUACAAGAAGCGCUUGUAGAUUGCUACAAACCUACAGAGGAUUUUAUCAAAGAACUUCUAACUCGGAUAAGAGGGAUGAGGAAACUGAGCCCUCCUCAAAAGAAGAGUAUAUAAGUGAAGACGGAGCCUCUUGAGAGAAGUGAUCAAUAAACUGGAACUAUUAAAUAGGACACCUGCUAGUUUGGUUGUUAUGAGCAAUUUUCUCUUUUUUGGCUGAAUUCUGACAUUUUAAAGAAUUCAACCCCUUCUGUUUAAGGCAGUUUUUUUAAAGUGUGA
Messenger RNA from Protobothrops mucrosquamatus (brown spotted pit viper), 639 nucleotides. RefSeq names its product protein phosphatase 1 regulatory inhibitor subunit 14C (gene PPP1R14C). Gene Ontology annotation, molecular function: protein serine/threonine phosphatase inhibitor activity. The coding region runs from base 1 to 477 and encodes 158 amino acids. Gene Ontology annotation, biological process: regulation of phosphorylation. NCBI's taxonomy places the organism in Eukaryota, Metazoa, Chordata, Lepidosauria, Squamata, Viperidae. The transcript is spliced from 4 exons. The record is from RefSeq and is a predicted model, not a curated record. Gene Ontology annotation, cellular component: cytoplasm.